Messenger RNA from Lagopus leucura (white-tailed ptarmigan), 3515 nucleotides. RefSeq names its product ring finger protein 130 (gene RNF130). The record is from RefSeq and is a predicted model, not a curated record. Lineage: Eukaryota; Metazoa; Chordata; Aves; Galliformes; Phasianidae. The coding region runs from base 67 to 1440 and encodes 457 amino acids. The transcript is spliced from 8 exons.
CCUCCCCGGGCCGGCGGACCGCGCUCUGCCGGGACGUGCCGCCGCUUCCCUGGCUCCUCCCAUGGCAUGAGCCCGGGCUCUCCUCCCCUCGCCGCCCGCUCGCGGUCUCUCUCCUUUCCUGGGCUGUCAGAUGGGAUAACGCGCUCCCGCCGGGAGGCGAAGAUGGGCCCGCGCUGGGCUCGGCGGCGGCGGAGCGGCGGCGGCUCCGCGCUGCUGCUGCUGCUAGGGCACUGCUGGCUGUGGGCGGCCGGCGCCGACGACAACGGCAGCCAGCUGUCGUAUUACACGGCCCUCAUCAACGUGACGGUGCUGAGCCCCGAGCGGGGCGGCCCCACGCUGCUCCGGAUCGACCGCGGCCGCUACGGGCAGGAUUCGCCCAAGGUGGAGGUGAAGGGCCUGCUGGUGACCCCGGUGCCCAUCAACGGAGUUGCAGAUCGCCUGGGCUGUGACCCUCGGACGCGUUUCCAAGUCCCUCCCAACACCAAGCAGUGGAUCGCUUUGCUGCAGCGAGGGAACUGUACCUUCCGAGAGAAAAUCCUGCGGGCAGCUUCACACAAUGCCACCGCCGUGGUCAUCUACAACAAUAUAUCCAGCGAGGAGCCCGUCACCAUGACUCAUCAAGGAACUGGAGACAUUGUUGCUGUAAUGAUUACAGAAUCAAAAGUAAAGGAGAUCCUGAAUUACUUGGAAAAGAACAUCUCUGUGCUGAUGGCCAUAGCAGUGGGUUCCCGUGUUCCUCUAAAGAACUUCAGUCGGGGCUCCCUAGUCUUUGUGUCAAUAUCUUUCAUUGUUUUGAUGAUAAUUUCUUCAGCGUGGUUAAUAUUUUACUUCAUCCAGAAGAUCAGGUACACGAGUGCACGUGACAGGAAUCAGCGUCGCCUUGGAGAUGCUGCCAAGAAAGCUGUUGGUAAACUGACAACCAGGACAGUAAAGAAGGGAGAUAAGGAGACAGACCCAGACUUUGAUCAUUGUGCUGUCUGCAUUGAGAGUUACAAGCAGAACGAUGUUGUUCGCAUUUUACCGUGCAAGCAUGUUUUUCACAAAGCCUGCGUGGACCCGUGGCUCAGUGAGCACUGUACGUGUCCAAUGUGUAAACUGAACAUUUUGAAGGCCCUGGGAAUUGUGCCCAAUGUGCCGUGCACAGAUAACGUGGCCUUUGACAUGGAGAGGCUCAGCAGAAGCCAGCCUGCCAGCAGGCGCUCAGCGCUCGGCGACUUCGCCAACGACAGCUCCCUGAGCCUGGAGCCGCUGCGCACCUCCGGCAUGUCACAGCUUCCCCAGGAUGGGGAGCUCACUCCGAGGUCGGGAGAGAUCAACAUUGCUGUAACAAGCAGUCACUUCUUUCAUCGCAAUUCUCUGUCCCCUCGAAGUCUGGUCUACGAGAGCGAAUUCUCCACCAUCGAGCCUGCUUUGGACAUGUAUGACGAGAACAAAACCUGAAAGGAAUGCACAUUCCUUCCUGGCCCUCUUUCUGUUGUUUUCAUUUCUCAUUCCUAUUGUUGUGUACUCUUUCCAUGGAUCUCCUUUGUCUGAAGAAGAGCUGCUUUUUCCAGAACACGAGCCUGCCUUCUAGGUCACGGAGAUGAAGACAGCUGUGGUGGUUUCUGCGGGUGGCACCUCCGAGCGCAAGCAAGGUUGUCUGAUGGAAGUUGCUGAGUAACAGCAUGGGAGCUGUGUGGGCCCGGCCUCGGUGGUGCGGAAGAGGCUUUGCGGUGGUCCUAAGAGUUUGUUUUGUACUGCAAAUGCGUCUCCUCAACAGGGGUAUGCUGGUUUUAAUGGUCCAAAUUGUUGGGCAGAGUCAGAAAGGGAACUAGUUCAAAGGAGCUGGCCGGUGACUGGUAAAAGCACUCCGUAUAGCUUGGUCAACCCAUAACCUUACUGUGAAAUAUCCCCUUCCAAGAGGGACCUUCCAAGUGCGUUGAGUUUCCAACGACCUGCUCACCCCUGGGCGGCAGCACGCCGGUCUGACGUUACGCAGCAGAGAGGCCCUGUGUUUGCAGAAAGAUUUCAAGGAACUUGAUGCUUCCGUUUGUGUUUUUUUUUUCUCCAUUUCUACUGAAGCAGGAGAAAAGUGGCCUCCACAGAAUACAUUUUUGGUCCUUCCGUGUGCUCCAGUCACGUGAGUCUCUUUCUACAGAGAGGACGUUCACCGAACCAGCACUUGAUCUACCUUAAAACCAUUAGACUUUUUGAAAUAUGCAGGAAUCUAAUUAGCUUUCUUUCUUGCUUUACUUUUCUUUUCGGAGGGGUUUAAAAAAAUCCACCAAAUUUUUCACUGAGGUUUUUUAAAAGCCAGCAUGUUGGCGUUACACAGAGAAAAGAAGAGAGGUAAGCUUCUUAUCCUGUUCUCACGUUGAGAUCUGCAACGGUUAACCAACAAACACGUUCUCCAGGCCAUGCCCUUUCCCACUGACAUCAAUACGUGAAUGCAGAAAGCAGAGGAAUAAAGGAAAGCAGUGACUGCUUUGGGACUCAGCAUGAAAAAUCCAUUUUUACUGGAGCAUGCCAGAAGCAGUGGGGAAAUAGAGAUUGGUUUCAAGCUUCUGAAUGUAUAGCAUGGAGAUGGAAAGCUGAGUUCAGCCAUCCAUAGAGCUCCUCACAUGAGCAGACGUGGAGAGUGAGGACUCCUGCUCUGUUUCCUCCUGGACAAUGCAGAGCUGUUUGAACAUUAACAUUUUCUCCAUUGCAGUCUCAGUUACUGUAGAUGUAGAAAUGCGUUUGUGUCCUUGUAAGGUGAAACACAGCUUUGCUCUGUAUAGGAAACUGAGAAAUCUGUAAGUCUAAAAGAAAGGUAGGUAAGGCAUUUCCUGCCAUGCUUUAAUUUUGUCAGAUUUUGCUACAAAAGUUCCCCUGCUCGUUUUUUAAUUUUGACUGUACAGUGGUCUGCUGACGUGCAUCCUUACCUGAAGCGUGGCUCAGCUGUGUCUUUAACACAGACAUUUAAGACAAAAAGAAAAACCCAGCUCUGCAAAAUGAGGAAACGAUCCUAUUCACAGAGUAUGCUCUGUUGCUGUGUGUCAGCUUCAUUUAACCUGGUAAUUCAAGGAUGGGUGGUGUGAAGGUUAGAGAGAGUUUUCUCGUAAUACCAUUUCCAUUUACCCUAUGCACUUUUAUUGCAAUCCAGCCAACUUUAGAGGCCUGCUUACACCCCAGGCUUUUCAAGAGCACAACUUCAAUGCCACCUUCCCCAACCAAGUGGUGAGGAUGUGGAGCCCCUUUGCUGGGACGGAGUGGGUUGUUUGGCUGCAGGCAUUGCUUUGCUGCUCCACGUGGCAGCUGUGUGCACGGGGAUGGGGUGCAGGUUGAGCAACCCUGACUUCAUCAUCACAUCUUCCAGGCAGUGGGCAGGGCGCUUCCAAACAGACACAUCCGGAAGUAAAACACCAUUGCUCCAGGGUGUCUUAGGGCUUGUUUUUGUCAGUGUUGAGUAGUCGGGUUGCAAAAAGCUGUGCUCGGGUGUUUGUAGUUAAACAGAGUGAGGCAUUGUGGCUCCUGCUGGAGCUGCUAGGAUGGGA